Molecule: messenger RNA, 1534 nt
Organism: Triticum dicoccoides
Lineage: Eukaryota; Viridiplantae; Streptophyta; Magnoliopsida; Poales; Poaceae
Product: BTB/POZ domain-containing protein At5g41330-like
Exons: 2
Coding region: 23-1360 (445 amino acids)
Biological process (GO): protein homooligomerization
Molecular function (GO): protein binding
Source: RefSeq, a predicted model, not a curated record
CGAGAAUUCCCCAUCCCCACCCAUGGCGUCCACCUCCACGUCCUCCUCCGUCGUCACCCUCAACGUCGGCGGCGAGCUCUUCCAGACCACCGCAGCCACCCUCUCCCGCGCGGGCGCUUCCUCCCCUCUCGCCUCCCUUGGCCCCUCGUCCCCCGACGCGCCACACUUCCUUGACCGCGACCCUCGCCUCUUCGCCGCCAUCCUCUCCUUCCUCCGCAGUGGCCGCCUCCCGUCCCCUCCUCCCUCCGCCGCUCUCCUCGCCGAGGCUCGGCACCUCUCACUCGACGGCCUCCUCCUCGCCUCCCUCUCCCCCGCAGCCCCCUCCCCGCACCCGGCCUCCCUCGUCGCCGCGCACGGCGGGGUCGUCACCAGCUUUGACGCCGCGCUCGCCUCCCGCACCAGCGUCCUAACGCCGCUCCCCACCAUCGACUCGCUCGUCGCGGUGUCCCCCGCUCUCGCCCUCGCUGGCGCCCGCGACUUUCCUGGCGUCCAGCUCUGCCGGUUCCUGGCCGACGCCCCUGCCACAGCUUCGGAGGCUCUAUAUUGGCCAGACUCGCCUUCUUCUUCUGUGCUCUCUAUGGCGGCCUCAGAAGCGGCAUCACACUGGCUCUUUGCCAGCUUCGAGUCAGCGAGACGGAAUUCGAGCGCCGUGGUGGCGUUCGAUCUGAAUUCUCUGUCACCUGUGGUGGAAAUUGGGCGGAAGGAGGUGUUUGGUGCGGACGUUGAGGCAGCAAUACCACCGACCAAGCUCGCUUGGCUUGCUGGGCACAGUCUCUUGCUUGCCGCUGGGUCACACUCCGGGCCGGCUGGAAUGGUGGGUGACAUACGCCUGUGGGACGUCCGGGCAAGCUCGACGGUGCCGGUGUGGGAGGUGAGAGAGAAGGAGGACUGCUUUGCAGAUGUUACUGCAUCAGACUCGCUGUCAGCAUUGUUUAAGGUGGGGGCUGCCUCAGGUGAGGUUUUCAUGGCUGACUUGAGGAGACUUAGUGGUAAUGGCACCAGUGUUGAUCCUUGGGUGUGCAUCGGAGACCGACAAAGGGCGGGAGCUGCCACAGCAUCUCGCAGGAAGGAUGGAAAUAACUGUAGAAUUGAGUGCUACCGUAAUUGGGUGUUUGUGGCACGGGACGCAUAUGUUGAGGUGUGGACACAGGUGGAAAUUACAUCAGAGGCUGGGGAGAAGAAGGUGAUGAGGAAAAACUGGGUAGGGAAUGGGCCAUCGAUGGUCACUGCAGACGGCGAGGAGAAGGCCAAGAUUGUGAGCUGGGCCUUCGGAGGCAGCAGGAUGGCAUUGGCUAGAGUUGAUCAGCGGUCUAUUGAGGUGUGGGAUAGUGCUUCUGGGGCAAUAUCAGGUAACCGCUGAGCAGAGGAACAAGACUAAACAUGUAAGAAAUCUCAAAUUUGAUUCUGUUCUUGUUCACCUCUAUCAAUGUAGUUUCGGUUGUUGUUUGUGAUGUUACAUUAAGGUUAAGAACAAGUUCACCUUGUUCUUCCUUUUUUAAUAGGUCAACGAACAGUCUACACUAUAAUUGUAUAA